Messenger RNA from Closterium sp. NIES-67, 875 nucleotides. The record is from the annotation of a GenBank genome assembly. Lineage: Eukaryota; Viridiplantae; Streptophyta; Zygnematophyceae; Desmidiales; Closteriaceae.
GCAAUGUUACCCUGAGCAGUGCCGUCAGUAUAGCUGGGCCGGCCCUGGCCGGGCCUCUGAUGGACGGAUGGGGGGGGGACUUGCUGGCAGCGGGAGGGGCAGCAGUAGCAGGAGGGGCAGGAGGACUGAUGGCAGUGGCAGCAGGAGCAGCAGGGCCAGCAGGCAACGCCAGCCGGCAUGUGCUGCAGGCAUGUGGGGAUCCCGGGAGCCCGCCGUGUGUGUCGCUGGCGUGGCAGGUGCCGCAGUACGUGAUCAUGACGGCGGGGGAGAUCCUCUUCAGCAUCACGGGCCUCGAGCUCGCGUACUCUCAAGCGCCCGCCAGCAUGACUGCUGUCGUCACUGCCUUCUGGUGCCUCACCGUGGCUGGAGGCAAUCUCUUCACAGCAGUGGUGGUCGGCACAGUGGGCUCGCAUCUCUCCCAAACCCAGGAGUUUUUCUUCUUCACGGCCAUGUGUCUGCUCUCCACCGCGCUGCUGCUGUACGUGGGCAAGGGCUUCAUCUACGUAGAGAGCUGCCAGGACGUGCCGCAGGCAGACUCAGACCCAUACUCGCAGAACCACGGUUUUGGUGGAGUUGGAGGGGUUGGUGGUGGGAUCGGGAGUGGUGAGGGGCAUAGUGCCCCGCUGCCUGUGCCUGGUGGGUCGGGUGUGCGGCAAGAUCGGCUGUUUGACAUUGAAGGGGUUAGCAGUGUGAUGUCGCCACCUGCUUCGUACACUGACACCCCUACGUGAAGCUGGAUUGGUGGUGGCUGAGUAGAUUACCAGGAAAUACUGAUUGUUGGAUGGAUAGGGCUUGAUAUGUGAAUUAGCUAACAGUUAUCGUGUACAGGAAUUGUCGUUUGUUUGCAUGCUUUCGAAUCAAUGUACAAUGUAUGU